Xyrichtys novacula (pearly razorfish) is the source of this 5962-nucleotide messenger RNA. The record is from the annotation of a GenBank genome assembly. NCBI's taxonomy places the organism in Eukaryota, Metazoa, Chordata, Actinopteri, Labriformes, Labridae.
CACAACGGAUGGCGCUCAUUGGAUUAAUACAACUCUCGCGAUGAUCCGGUCUCUUCCUUGGCCGUCGUUGACUGAGGUUAGUCGUGCUAUUUUUCUAGUGACUGGCUUUUAUGUCUCAAAAUGCCUCUUAAUGUCAUUAAAUUCGCGUUUUUAUGGAUCGUAUGUCAACUUACCUUUCUGAUACUUUAGAUUAUGUCUUUUGUGUCGACGGAUGGCCGUUUUAUAACAGAAAAUAGAGAAUAGUAGAAAGGCUUCGGUGAAUGGGUUGCAGUAAUGGGUAAAGUUAGCGGGCCUUCCAUGUGUUCAGAUUUCAGAGACUGCAGGACGUGGAGAAGAGAGCUCAUUAAACUGUAUGGAUAAGUUCGUAAAUGUUAUUUGAAUAUAUAUCCUCCAUGUGGUCUAGUUAGCUCAUACGAAGAUGUGGUAGUCAAAAAGGACCGGCGGCUAAGUAGAGCUAGCUUAGCUCUAACAGACCUGGUCCAGUCUGCAGUUGGACUUAGACAGUCCAGCUCCUCUUCCAGGUUACUUCGAGUGUGUAGUCCGGGUAUUAUUUGUGUAAAACUACACAUAUUGUCUUAUUUAGAAGCCUGUUGUUCCCAGUAAGUGUUGAUCUGGUGUUUUCCCCCUCAUCCUGGUCUGAAGGAUCAUGUCAGGUGUGUCUGAAGAGGAUCUGCUGUUUUAUUAAAAGAUGAUCAUUUUUCUCUGCAGAGACAAAGGCCAUGUUCAGUACCAACGCCAAAAUAGUGAAGGCCAAUGGCGAAAAGCCAGACGAGUUUGAGUCCGGGAUCUCCCAGGUAAGAGCUGCAGGUCCCACUUUCUCAGGUACAUGGGGAGGGGGACUGUUAAUGUUAUAAAUACGAUUAUUCAUGUUGCUGUUAAGUUGAAUAUAUUGAAUUUUAAUCUAAGUGGAGUCGGCCAAGGGUUUGUCUCAGCUGUCAUUCUGGUGAAAUGGACUGUUCAGCACUUUCUAUGGUUUUCUGACCCUUCAAAGACCAGGACCAGACUGAAAACUUUAAAAUUAGAGAGCCACAUUUUUAAUUAGGGUUUAGAGAUUAAUACAUAUGUUUUCUAGUGUUUAGGCCCAUAUUAAUACUGAUCACUUCCACGGUCUAAAUUUAGUGAAUCAGUGCCGAUAUGACUUUCAAGGGGCUGGUAUCACUGUUAUCGGUCCUAACAAAAACGCAUCAGCACCUUUAUCAAAUCUAAAAUACUCAGUGGUUAGUGUUUGAGUUAAAUGCUGUCAUGAUGAUCAGAAGCAGCAACAUAAAAAUAGUGUGGAAGGGGACCACAGGGUUUUUAGAAAAACUACAACAUUAAGGUGGGACCAGAGUCACUGCAGCCAUUGUGUCUUCAGUGUAAACACAGAUGAGAUGGAGGACUUGGAAGUGAUGCUUAAAAUCUGCCAGACCUGUUUUCUGUCAAGCUUUGAAAACAGAUCAGUAUCUGUUUCCUGUUAAUAAAUCCAGUGAAACAGUGAGCUAGCUUUUAUGCUUUUGUAGGUCUCUUAAAAAUGGAAGGUCAUCCAUCUGUCAGUAUGUGUAUCAUAACUGUGCUCGUUUCAUUGCAGGCUCUGCUCGAGCUGGAGAUGAACUCUGACCUGAAGGCUCAGCUGAGAGAGCUGAACAUCACAGCAGCGAAGGUGGGAGCUUUAAAGGAAUAUUUCACAUAUUUAAGUGUUUUUCUCCAUAACAUAAACGUCUCAGUUUCAUUGAGUGUAGAACAUUUGAAACCUGAGUAUCUGGACAUAAAUGUUCAAAUCUACCCGACGUGGUCAUCCAGAGAGCUCGUCUCCUGGCUCUGUCCUGGUGGCGUAUGGGAGCGUAGCCUUUGAGCGAGGACGUACAUUCCCGUUCCACAACGUCGAACAGAAAGCUCUGUCCCCGGCUGCUGGUCGGUGAGGACGGGCGUCCUGCAUAUUCCUACAUCUUCCCAGAGUCCCUUGGGGCCGUGACUGGGGAGCUAAACCAUGCAGUGCACAUGAUCUCAUGGACAAACCUGUGUCCUUUGUUGGUGUUAAUGUCUCCUCAAACAGUGGACGGAGGUGUGGAGUGUUACUCAUAAUGACCCUGUUCUGUCUGUAGGAAAUCGAGGUUGGUGGCAGCAGGAAAGCCAUCAUCAUCUUCGUUCCUGUUCCUCAGCUGAAGUCCUUCCAGAAGAUUCAGGUGCGUCUGGUGAGGGAGCUGGAGAAGAAGUUCAGUGGAAAGCACGUGGUCUUCAUCGCACAGGUGAGGAUGAUGAUGUCUGUGUGCGCUCUGUAUUCUUGUUUAAUGAUACUGAAGAGUGACAGUUUAUAGAUGUUUUCCCUGAAGCUGAUGAGCUCACUGAAGAAAGCUGCUGAGGUGAAGUGGAGGCUUUUCUGCUUCAUGUCGAUUUAUAGUGUGGAGGUUCAGUCUGGAGAAGCUCAGUCCUGACAGGAGAUCAAACAGUUUUGUUUUCCAGCAGCACAAUGUCAGUGUAAGAAAACAUCUCUAAGGACAUGUGAUCGCUGCAGUGAGGGUCACUUUGCCUCUGCAGGGAUGUUAUCAACAAGUGCUUCAAAGUUUGUCCUGUUUGAGACAGAAAAACUGAAGUUUGAUCUUCUAUUUUUGAUCUGAGCAGGCUGUAAAAUAAUUUAGGCUCUAAAAGGUUUCAACUAAAACAGAUCAGGUGUAAAGCAGAUCAUUUUUAUGGGUCUGGAUACCCAACCCGACGUGGUCAUCCAGAGAGCUUGUCUCCUGGCUCUGUCCUGGUGGCGUAUGGGAGCGUAGCCUUUGAGCGAGGACGUACAUUCCCGUUCCACAACGUCGAACAGAAAGCUCUGUCCCCGGCUGCUGGUCGGUGAGGACGGGCGUCCUGCAUAUUCCUACAUCUUCCCAGAGUCCCUUGGGGCCGUGACUGGGGAGCUAAACCAUGCAGUGCACAUUAUGUAACGCGAUAAAAUCAUAUGUUUGUAGAUCUGAACAUUUGACCUGCUGAAGUUUUCUGCAGAUUCUGAAAGUCAAUCCCAUUGAUCCGUCUGACUGAUGUUUCUUAGUGGUAUUGUCAUAAAUUUAGAGUCGAGCUCUUUUCUAAUGUCAGUAAAUGUUGAAUCGAAGUUUAAUCAGCUGUUUUGUGGUUUUCAGAGGAGGAUUCUGCCCAAACCCACCAGGAAAAGCCGCACGAAGAAUAAGCAGAAGCGUCCCAGAAGGUGAGCAGAAACCCUCAGACUUUAUGACAGGCUGAAUUUUACUGUGAUUGCUCCAGGACUUUAUGGGAUGGUGGUGUGUGUAAAGUGUUCAAAAUAAGUUUGACUAUAUUCUGUAUCUGUCUUGAAGAACUUUGGUGCUGUGACAUGUUUUCAGACUCAUAUCUUGGGUCAUCAGGCUGGACACUCUCAGUUUGACUCAACUUAAUUAAGAAUCCUACAAAACGAACUUUAAACAGUUUAAAGCCAAACGUCAGUUUUACAUUUUAGGUCUUUUUUGCCGUUUAAGUCCAUGACCUAAAUGACAGUUUAAUAUUUAUGUAGCUGAGUUGUGGACAGACAUGUUUGUCGUCUAACUUAAGAUAGUCUAAUGAGGGACGUGAAGUAAACCCUGAUUUUCUGUUGAUCACAGUUGUCCCUUUUACAGAGAACCUUCAUCUUUUUUCCCCCUUAAUUCCUGUUAAAGUCUCGCCACACCACUGACCAAAAAAUCAGCAUUCAAAGAUUAAAGCACCUUGAUUCACCUGCAGAUGAUUUUCUCCAUUAUUUACCUAAAGUUUCCUUUUAUAACUGUAGAGAAAAACAAAAGUCUAAAAUUGGAGGACAGUCAUCACCAUGAGGUGAAGGGAUGCUGUGCAGGUGGAGCUCAAAUCCAGACUGUUUUUGUCCUUUUUAAGAGCAGAAGGUCAGAUUUAAUGUCUGGUUCUGGUCCAGUGGAAGAAGCCCCUCAGUGAGAACCAAACUCUAGAUAUUCUCUGAAAUCUGGAUCACAGUAAGAAGAUCUUGUGCAGCAUCUGAGCCUCAACAGCAGCUCAGUGUUUCCAGAACCAGCACACCCUGAAACAGAAGCAGCUGUAACUCUGCUGUUCAGAGAGUGAAGGGAAAACCUCUGUAGCUGAAUAAAGUCAAUAAGAAAACUUGAGUCUUCUGUGAGGGUGAUGUUAUUACCCGACGUGGUCAUCCAGAGAGCUCGUCUCCUGGCUCUGUCCUGGUGGCGUAUGGGAGCGUAGCCUCUGAGCGAGGACGUAUAUUCCCGUUCCACAACGUCGAACAGAAAGCUCUGUCCCCGGCUGCUGGUCGGUGAGGACAGGCGUCCUGCAUAUUCCUACAUCUUCCCAGAGUCCCUUGGGGCCGUGACUGGGGAGCUAAACCAUGCAGUGCACAUAUUUGUUACUUAAACAACUGUGGUAUUUCCACUUCAGAGACAGAGGAACAAGAACAACAUUUUGAACUGCUUUGAAAAAAAAAGGUUUUUAUCAUGUGUGACACGUUUUAUCUUCAGUCGUUGAUUAAUGAUCCUUUUUAUUUUUAUUUUAAUGUGAUCACACUCAUUUCAAAACCUGCUGCAAGUCUGUUAGAAGCCCUUUGGUGCCUGUCUGUAAACUCUGAGGCUCCCUGGCUGUAGUUGAACCUCUUGAUGUAGUUUCUUUGUAACAUCAGACUCUGAGUGUUUGAGUGUUGUGGCGUUUAUAUUAAUUCUCUGCCUUCCCCUUCAGCCGUACUCUGACAGCGGUCCAUGACGCCAUCCUGGAGGACCUAGUGUUUCCCAGCGAGAUCGUGGGCAAGAGGAUCAGAGUGAAACUGGACAGCAGCAGGCUCAUCAAGGUCCAUCUGGACAAGGCACAGCAGAACAACGUGGAACACAAAGUAAGAUCCCUGAAAACCUCUGCAGACGUGUCUGUCCUGAAACCAUGUCCACGGGUCACCAUAGAAACAGCUGAGAGUAAAUGGGAUUUUUAGGUUUAUGCUGAGUUGGUGACAUAAACGUGGGUUUGUUCUGAUGAAGCUUUCUGGUCAGGAGGUUCAUGUUAUUGAGUAAUUAUUGUAGUUUUUAAACACGUGUGUCUGGCGCUGGUGCUUCUGUAAAUCAGGACCAGCUUAAGUUUGUGUUUUUAGUUUUCCAAUAAAUAAAGAAAAGCUUGAUCAGAUAAAGAACUUUUAAAAACCAGGUUUGUGAAGACCUGAUAUUAAACCUGCUUCAGGAAAACCAGCAAUGCCUCAAAAAGCUUUUUCCAUCCUGGUAAACUGUGCGGUUAUUCAGCACAGUUCUUACCCGACGUGGUCAUCCAGAGAGCUCGUCUCCUGGCUCUGUCCUGGUGGCGUAUGGGAGCGUAGCCUCUGAGCGAGGACGUACAUUCCCGUUCCACAACGUCGAACAGAAAGCUCUGUCCCCGGCUGCUGGUCGGUGAGGACGGGCGUCCUGCAUAUUCCUACAUCUUCCCAGAGUCCCUUGGGGCCGUGACUGGGGAGCUAAACCAUGCAGUGCACAGACUCCAGAGAACCAGAAGAUGAUCAAAUGUUUAAUGAGUUUUUUUUUUUUUAAUUUCUAUUUUUUUUUUUAAUAGUAAUAACGAUGAUGCGUUUCCUGUUUGACUUGUAGCUUAUUUUUUUUCAUUUAUGUUGCAGAAUAAAAUAGUUACUAAUGUUUGUUUAUAUUAUCAGUCGGUUCAGUGUCUUGUGAAAGUUUUGAUGAUCUGUUUCAAUCUGUGGUGAUGAGGCUGAAGACAAAGUGGAUUUAGAGAUGAUCCCUUUUAUUCUUGUCCUGAAAUGAAGUCUUUAUCAGUCCUAGACAUCAGGCAGAGAAUAUCAUUAAUAACCCAUGUACUGAUGAAGUCUGUAGACAUAUUGAAAACCCUGAUUUGAAAAUUUCUGUUUUUGUGACUGAACUUUGCUCCCUGUUGUCUUUCAGGUGGAGACUUUCUCCGGGGUCUAUAAGAAGCUCACAGGCAAAGACGUUGUGUUUGAAUUCCCAGAGUUCCAGCUGUAAAUGCAGAUGACAAAAUAAAUUUGUUUACUGUC